This is a messenger RNA of Saimiri boliviensis boliviensis (Bolivian squirrel monkey), 1065 nucleotides long. The record is from RefSeq and is a predicted model, not a curated record. NCBI's taxonomy places the organism in Eukaryota, Metazoa, Chordata, Mammalia, Primates, Cebidae.
AGUCUUGUGGGUGCCUCCUCCCCCAGCCCACAACUCAGGUCUGCAGCUGGGUCCUGCCUCCUUCUGAGUGGGCCAUGGCUGGCACAUGGCUGCUACUUCUCCUGGCCCUUCGGUGUCCAGCUCUACCCACAGGUGUGGGCGGCACACCCUUUCCCUCUCUGGCCCCACCAAUCACGCUACUGGUGGAUGGGAAGCAGAAGAUGAUGGUGGUCUGCCUGGUCCUCGAUGUUGCACCCCCUGGCCUUGACAGCCCCAUCUGGUUCUCAGCCGGCAAUGGCAGUGCCCUGGAUGCCUUCACCUAUGGCCCUUCCCCAGCAAUGGAUGGCACCUGGACCAGCCUGGCCCACCUCUCUCUGCCUUCUGAGGAGCUGGCAUCCUGGGAGCCUCUGGUCUGCCACACCGGGCCUGGGACCGAGGGCCACAGCAGGAGUACACAGCCCCUGCAGCUGUCAGGAGAGGUUUCCACAGCCAGGACCUGCCCCCAGGAGCCUCUCAGGGGGAUGCCUGGCCGAGCGCUGCGGCUGGGGGCGCUGCGGCUGCUGCUCUUCAAGCUGCUGCUGUUUGACCUGCUCCUGACCUGUAGCCGCCUACGCUGCCCCAUGGGCCCGCCGCCUUCCCCCUACAGCUGCCACCCGCCUGCGGGCCCUUGCCUUCCACCAACUCCACCUGGCCACGAAGACAGCGGGACAAGAGGCCACCAGCUCACCCAGGCCCUUAACUUGGGACCGCCGCUGGGGUGACAGCCCUCUGGGCUGGGAACCCGGGAGCCCAGUCUGGGAGGAGGGAUCUUACCCCACCAGUUACCCCACCUGCCCAGCACAGGCCUGGUGCUCAUGAUCUGCCCUCAGGACUCCUUCCUCGGGUCUUGGAGCAUUUUUUGCAUGUGACCAGCCUCCUACUCUGUAGGCUGGAGCUAGGGGCAGGGGCCUGCCACCCCUUCAAACCGUGUGAAGCUGGGUCUCUCCCAUUGGACAGGGGGCCCCUCAAGAGUGGUGAUCCACCCAGUUACAGGGGCUUUUGGGGUAUGGAUGAUUGAGAGCAUUAAAGAAGAACCCGAAUGACACA